CACCACGUAGUGGUUCUUCUCGAAGGCGCGCUCCAGCCGCAGGAGCUGCGAGGGCGAGAAGGCCGUGCGGAUCCGCUUGGGCUUGCGCGCGAAGGGGCCGUGCAGCAGCAGCCCGUCCUGGGGCACGUCGCUCGCUGCGGCCGCGCCGCCGACGGCAACACAUCAGGUACAGACAGAGAGAAGGGGCGCCGUGAGCCGCAGCCCGGCCGCCGGGCCGCCCGCGGGAGCCGGCCAAGCUCGGCCCUCUGGCCCCGCUCGCAAACGCCCUCGGCGCUCCGUUACCCUCUCCAAUCCUGGACUCCCACCCCCACUUCUCCCCUUUCCCUUGUGCCGCUCCUUCCUUAAGUCCACUCCUCUCGCCUCCCCCAAUACUUCCCUAGGGUUCCAGAGCUACCCCGUCGGUCGCCGGAGGCCUGGAGGAGCCGAGCAGCGGAUCACUCUUUGGGCCAGGAGGAGGGCCCCGGCCUAGCGAGGCGCCAGCCGGCCCAAAUCCACACCGCCUGGAGCAGCGGACGGGGCCGGGAGAUGCAAUUGUUUGGAUCUCAAGUGACAUCUUCCAUCUCUGGAAAUAACCUCUCCUCGCGAUGCAGGCCCUUUCAAGGCAAAGACUGGCAGUACAGACUCCCAGGACUGAGGUGGCCGGAGGUGGGAGCUAGCGAUCCCGAGUGCGGGCGCUCGCCCCUGCACUCCCUUCUGGAGAGGCCACGGCCGGCCGGCUGGGCGGAGGAGCCUGGGGCGACGAGUGGGCGAGGCUGGCCGAGCUGCGGAGGUAACCUCAUUCCCCCUCCUCCUGCCGGAACAAAGGCGCCCUUUGAAGCACCGGCCCAUUACCAGCGCGGAUCCCUGAGGGUUGGGGCUUCGCGGGCCCCCUCCAGACGCCGUUCCCGGUCUGGAAAGUUCCUGAGUCCGGGAAAUGGCACCGAAGUGCGGCUAACUCCCGGUCUCCGCCGGCUCCUCCCCUUCAGGCCUCGAAGGCCACCGGCUUCAGGACGCCGCCGCCUGAUCCAGACCCUCCCGCGUGGGCUCUUCCUCUUCCACCGCCUAGCUCAGCGGAGAAGCCGCUUCCCCACCCGCCGGCCCGCGCUGCCGGAGGGCGCUGCGCACGGAGCGCAGACAUGUUCCUUUUCGUUCGUGUAGGGUUUCGUUUCUUGCAUUAAAACGGGGCUGAAAUGAGCAUCGCAGAGACCCGGUUCUCUAGAAAACGCGGCGCCGGAGGGCCUGGGACGGCUCGGCCCGCAGCCCCGAGGCCCCGCUGCGACCGCCAGGCUCACAGCUGCCGGGGCGCGCACGGUCCCCCACCGGCGACGAAGACCGGACCCAAAGCCGAAACGUCUCAGGGUCGGAAAAGUGCUUCCGUGUCCAACGGAUUUCCGAGUUCAAAAAUGCGGCCACACAUGGCUCCAUCUCCGCGUCCAGACACGGCUCUUGAGAGAAAAAUCCAACCGUUUUUGCAACUCGACAACGUGCCCGCCGGAACUGAUGGCUCAGAGAACGGCGGCAAUUUCUGAGAAGGUUUUUUCGGAGAAUUCAUCUGGCCUCGCUUGGCUGGGAAUGCUCAGAGCCGGAGCUGGAUCUGUCGCGAGGUGUCCCCGGCCCUCGGCGCCCGCGCCCGCGGGGACGAGGCCAGAGGCGGGAAAAGCAGCGAGGAGGGCGUGGGGCGCCGGGUCCGAAGCCGAGGGCGCCGCCGGGGCCGCCGGGGAGGCCAUCCCCGGAUAAGCAGAGACCGCAGGGCUUAGGACCGGCUCUGCCCUCUCCUCAGAGCCCCUGUCUCUGCACCAGCCUCUUAACCACGGGUCCCCCUACUGCCCGGGUCCGACGGUUCAGAAAUAGCCGAGACUCUCAGGUCGGCUCAUGGGUGCCAGGUUUUGAGACCCAGGCUGGGCCGGGCCCAAGGAGCACCGAGGCGGUUUACUCAGUUUUGAAUAAAACUUCAUUCAUUUAUAGCAGUAAACAAUGGUUAUAAUUGACAGGUCUCAUGCCCAAAGCAGCUGACACCAUAGGCUCCCUCCCUCACCCCAUGAUUUGGGCAAAUCUUUGAAAUCGCAGGGGAGACAAGUCUGCCCACAAAAAUUCUUAUUCAAGCAAUUACAGUCUUUUAUAUUGUGGGAUCUGCUGGGUCAGUAUCUACUGGUCAGAUGGGACUAAGCAAAUUGACAAACUGGACCAGGAAAGUGGCUUUCCGUGAAACAGCUCAGUAGCUAUAGCCAAAGCUUCAAAAGAUCAUUUUUCUUCUGUUAUCUAAAUAAUGGUACCAAGCAUCUGGUUUACUUUGUGUAGACCGCGGUUUAUUCUCAGAUUAGGUUGGCAGCCGAAGCUCUAGCCAUAUCCUUUUCAUUUGUUUCACUAAAAGCCGGGUUACCUUGCUCUGAGUUAUGGAACCUCAAAAGGCUGAGGUCCAGUCCCGUCUACACUAACAAAAUAAAACUGGAAACUAAAGCAAUUACUGCAUAAAUUAAGGCCACUCUUAAAAAAAAAAAAGACAAGAAAAGAGAAACAAACUUUAACAAAUUCAAGGAAGAAAACGAACUCCAGCAAAUGCAACUCUCUUUCCUUCAGGAAAGUCAGAUAAUUGAAACAUGUGUGUGCGUUUGUAAGGCCAGUGGGGGAUCUUCAUUAGCAAACCUAUUGCCCAGUGAAGACGUGGGAGCUCGGUUGCCUACGACCUUAUAAGCCCUCUGCCCCCGCCCCCUGCCUGGGAGGACUGCCGUCGGUCCCGCAGCAGCCGGGUAGGCGCAAGGCGAAGGAAGCCGGUUGCUAUUGCAACCCUUCCCGGCCCUGGGUCCGAGAGGCACUUGUGACUUGAAGAAGUCGGGUCGAGGUUGGUGAGAAACACCCCAAGACGGUGGAGCACUCCAAACUGAACAUUAACUCUCCAGUUUGCCCUUCCU
Molecule: messenger RNA, 2888 nt
Organism: Zalophus californianus (California sea lion)
Lineage: Eukaryota; Metazoa; Chordata; Mammalia; Carnivora; Otariidae
Exons: 3
Coding region: 526-1137 (203 amino acids)
Source: RefSeq, a predicted model, not a curated record